GCUGCGAAACCGCAAAAUGCUCUCCAGAACACAGCUUUUACUGGUCGUCGUCGGGUUCUGCCUGAACGCAGCCGCUUUAGGAGAUGUGGACUGCAGCAAGCGGCCCAAGUUUGUCGAUCCGAAGACAUGCUGCCCCAUGCCGGACUUGAUCACUGCAGAGCUGAAGGAGAAGUGCAAGUCGUUCGACACGACACCCCCACCCAGGCCCACUGAUGCCAGCGGUUCGUUCGAGAGCAAACGUCGUCACCACCAUCCACAUCCCCCACCGUGCCUGAUGGAGUGCAUCUUUAAUGAGACGGGCAUCUAUCAGAACCGGCGUUUGGACGAGACCAAGCUCGAGAGCUACAUCAAUGUGGUGUUCGCUGAUAGCACGGAUCUCCAAAAUGUUGCCACGCAGGCGUUCGUCACCUGUGCCGAAAAGGUGGCCGAUUUCGAGGCCAAGUUGAGUACCGAGCGUCCACGCCCAUCUCCGCCACCGGGCAUGCCCGUCUGCGCCCACGAUGCCGGCCACCUGAUGGGCUGUGUCUUCAAGAAUAUGAUGAAAAACUGCCCCGACUCCAUCAGGAACGACGACCAAGAGUGCACUGAUUUGCGCGAAUUCUUUAUCAACUGCAAGCCACCUCGCGGUGGUCCACCAUUCUCAUCCGAGAAGGCCUAGACUCUCAAGGAACCCAUUUAAAAGCUCCUAAGGGAGUGCAUCAUUAGGCAGGACACUUAAUGUUCCCCCAACAGAGUUAGGGCACGCGACCCAAUAAAUUUUAAAGCUCAA
This is a messenger RNA of Drosophila persimilis, 769 nucleotides long. It is a transcript of the gene Obp49a, whose product is annotated as general odorant-binding protein 67. The transcript has 3 exons. NCBI's taxonomy places the organism in Eukaryota, Metazoa, Arthropoda, Insecta, Diptera, Drosophilidae. Gene Ontology annotation, molecular function: odorant binding. The record is from RefSeq and is a predicted model, not a curated record. Bases 17 to 658 code for a protein of 213 amino acids.